UAAUUACAAUGCACCGUGUAAUGAAAAAAAAAUGGACGAAUAUUAGCUCGUAAACAUUACGCAAAAGUGUAAAAACAGAUGGAUCUGCAAGCAGAAAGGACGUAUUUUCCUCAUUACAAUGGAAAAUGAUACAUUUAGCAUUGAUGCAGCCAAUACGAAAGUCAUACGCAAAGAAAAGGAGAAAAUAGAACGAUUGUUUGACGUUCAAGUUGUCAUCUCGGGAAAUGAUUAUCAGUCAGAUGGAAAUGAGGUCACCGGAUUUUGUCAGUGUAGGUUGGUUGCUAAAUCAACGAAUGCACAGGAAAGCGUGGACAAAGCAAAGAGGUAUAUACAAGCACUGACAGCCGGUGGACCAGAUUUCAUAAUUGUUACAGAAACAUAUGAUGUGAAUGUUGUUAAAAGAAUUGUUCAUUUUAAAUCUGACCUUGAGAGAGAAUGUUGUGUUGUUGUUGCAUUAAGUCAAGAAAUGAAAAGUGUUAGUAUAAAAGGACACAGACAGGAUGUUGAAAAAGCAAAGCAGUUCACAGACCAUCUUGCCAAGGAGCAGAACAACAAAAACCAACAUGACCCUAAAAAUACCAAACCUUCUGAUCAUGUUUUAAUGAAAAAUGAUUCCACUGACCCUGCCAAUUCCUAUUUAAACCCUUACAGUGCUGAAGUAACAUAUUCAAACGACUCUGAUGACGAUAGUUCAGACGAUGAUGAACAGGUAGAUAGGACCACUCAGAACUAUCAGAGCAAGUUAGAAUUCGCUUUUAAACUAGGUUAUGGUGAAGCAGAUUUGAUGAAUGCUUUGAAAAGUUUGGACACUGAUGCUGGGCCAAAUGAACUGUUGUCUGAAUUAAUCAAAAACAGUGCUUUGAGGCAAGGAGAAAGGGAUGAUGAAGAGGCACAUUAUGGUGGUAAUGACAGUGGUAAAGGUGACUUGCCUGACAUACAGGGAAAUCAGAGGAAAGCAUAUAUUGACAAUGACUCAAGUCCAUUUCGGCAUGUGAUCAUGGAUGGAAGUAAUGUAGCAAUGAGCCAUGGAAAUAAAGAGACAUUUUCCUGUAUGGGAAUCCAGUUGGCUGUGGACUGGUUUAAGGAGCGAGGGCAUACUAAUAUCACGGUAUUUGUACCACAAUGGCGCAAAGAAACAUCUAGAUCAGAUGCUAGAAUUAAAGAUCAGCAGAUACUAAAUGAGCUGGAAACAGAAAAAAUACUGGUAUUUACUCCAUCCAGACGUAUUGGUGGGAAAAGGGUUGUCUGCUAUGAUGACCGGUACAUACUCAAGCUUGCUGUUGAUACAGAUGGUAUUGUCGUUUCCAAUGACAACUAUAGAGACUUGAUUGGAGAAAAUGAUCAAUUCAAGAAAGUGGUUGAGGAGAGACUUCUUAUGUACUCUUUUGUCAAUGAUAGAUUUAUGCCACCUGACGACCCACUAGGAAGGAAUGGCCCCACACUUGACAACUUCCUGUUAAAGGAACCCGCAGAGCCCGAACCCUUGCCACCACCUUGUCCAUAUGGGAGUAAAAAGUGUACCUAUGGCAACAAGUGUAAAUACUACCAUCCAGAGAGGCGAACCCAGCCACACAAAUCUGUCACAGAGAAAUUAGCGGAGCAGGCUAAACAACGCAUGCUGGAAAUGCGUCGAGAAAAUUCUCUGCCAGCAGAUGGGAAGAAGAAGUUAACUCGCACCAAGACCCCUCUUCAGCGAACACAGUCGGGAAACCCUGAAGAAUUGAGGAAAACUGAGCUGUUACAUGACUCCUCUGGAAGGAAUGAAGAUAAUAAAGUUGACGACUACAACCAGAAACUGUCUGAAGGUUUGAUGAAAAUGGAAUUAGACAGGGCUUUGAGUGAUUCUGACAGUCUUAGAGGGAGUUCCCCGAAGAAAGAAGAUAAGCGAGAUUUUUCACCAAGAUCAAAACUAGGUGAUCAACAGGGGAGGUCAAGUCCACGGCUGACUGAAUUGAGGCAAAAAGGCAGAGGUUCCUCAAGGGGAAAUUCACCAGUAAAUCUUGUUGUUCCUGGACUCCCUGAUCAGCAAGAUGAUGGUCAAAAAUUUCUAAGUGGACAUUUGCUUUUAGCAAAGAAAUUGUCUGACGAAGCUAAUGAAUCUGAUAAGUUGAAGAAGAAAUCUAAACCUAAAGAUGGUCUUGGAAGUCUAAAUGCUAAGACUCAACUUAAGUUCACUGCCUCAGAACCUCAGAAGCAAGCACUUGGGAAGAAACAACCCUUGUCACGGACAAGCGAAAAGCAGAAAUUGUCUCGCCAGUUGUCGUUACAAGGUGGGGAGGAUCCAAGAUUGGGUCAGGAUCGUGUACCACUUCAUGCUCAGUUGUCAUAUGACCCAAGAAGAUUAAGGAAAGAUCAGCCGUUUGCUGUAGGGGCAAUCAAUCCUUCUGAAAGACAGAAAAUGUUACAAGAUUUCAUGCAUGUACAACGCCUAGACUUGAUGUCUGGUGGGGAGAGGGGCAUAUAUGGUGGUGAAGAACAACAGCAGCCUAGGCAUUUAUCUCAUGAUUUUGUUCGAGGUCAUGCAGCACUUGGUAGAAUGCAGAGUGCUCCUGACCCCUGUUUACAACACCAUCCAACCCCUCGCCAGACACCUGCAAUGAUGAGACAGAAUAGCUCAUCAGAUACUCAGUUAAACAAAAUGUUCAGUUUCGAAAGUGAUAUGCAGAUGGAUGGCAUGAUGGCACGGGGUCCAUCAGAGGGGUUACAAAUGAGAAACAGGACUGAUCCAUUGACAUUCCAGAUAGGAGGACCAACUAGUCAAAACAUGCCACACUAUCAACCCAUGAGUUCUACAGGUCAGAGCUUUUCCCCAGUCAGUCCCUUAGAUUACCGAUUCCAGGCAUCUAUAUCCCCAGACUACCAACAUCAAGGUUCACACUUCCUCCAAUCAAAUCCAAUGCUCCCUCAUCAACAGCAAAAUUUUAAUCAGGGUCAAACACAGUAUCAUUUUUCACCAACAAAUGUCCCAUAUCUAGACCAUUCAAAUGUAUGGUCUGCUCAAAAUCAAGUUCAACAAAAUGUUAAUUUUCCUGCACAAUUUGUAAAUAGAAAUCUAUCUCCCCAUACAAUAACAAACCCAGAUGCUAACUUGCUGCCCAACAACAUGAAAAACAUGCAAGGGCAUAUUCAGCCUUUUCCUAUAGAAACCCGUGUACCACAAGAUAACGCCAGGAUUAAAUUAUACGAGUCAUUGUGUAACUUAUUUCCUAAGGAAAAUGUGCGUAUGGUCAUGAACCAGUAUCCUGAUGAGGAUAAUCCAAAAACAUUAUGCGCAUAUUUGAUAAACUGUAACUAAAAAAUUACCCAUUUUGUUGAACUUUUUGAUUCUGAUCUCCAUACUUUGUACUGGUAUAUGUCUGGCAGAUUGUCAGGUAUUUCUUUCCUCAUCAUUUUUACAAGUGCUUUGCUUUUUUUCUGGUGCAAAACCAAUAGUUGAAAUUGUUGUUGUUAAUUUUUUCUACUUUAUACCUUUUAAUAUGUAUGUUUAGCUACCUUUUCUCAUGGAUGUAUACAAGUUUUAUUUUAUAUUUUACACUUUUUGAAUUAUUGUAUAAAUGAAAUUGUAUUUGGUGAAAGUUUAAAUAUUCAAGAAAACCUAAGCCCAAUUUAUUUCCUGUUUGAAAUAUGAAAAUUAUGGUUCUGGUGUUACAUGUGUAAGUUUAAUUGGAUUAGCAUAUCAUUUCAUAGUCCAGCAGUUACAUUGAUUGCUAUGUCAGAUUGUUUGAGAAUAUAAUUGAGCCGCGCCAUAAGAAAACCAGCAUGGAUCCAGACCAGCCUGUGCAUCCGUGCAGUCUGGUAAGGAUCCAUGCUGUUCGCUAAUGGUUUCUCUCAUUGCAAAAGGCUUUGAAAACGAACAGUAUGGAUCCUGACCAGACUGCACAGAUGCUGGUCGCAAACGCACUAUGUUGGUUUUCUUAACUGUGAAGCUUGUUUGAAAAUAUAUAAAUCUUGAUUAUGAAAUGAUGCAAUUUAGUUGAAGAUUGAUAGAAAUCUGUCAUUCCAGAAUUCAAAAGCAAAAUGACAUAUUAUCUUUAAUUGGCGAAAAAUUUUGAAAUAUGCCAGGUUUUUUUGUAUUUUUACUUUUUGAAGAAAACACCAUGCAGUGUAAAGAUUGCAGAAACGUUUUAUUAUUACAAUGUAUUUCACUUGUUUUUUCAUCACAUUAGAUGGUAUUUGUUAGUGAUAACAGUUUGUUUUAACCAGCAUUCUUUUUUUUUUUUUAACAGUAGCCAGCUAUAGCCUGUUUCAUAAACCACUUUGUGCCAUUCAUGGCUACAUGGGAAGACAACUGGGUUGUUUUUCAGGGAAGACAACUAUGUUGUUUUUUUGUACAUCACCAGUAAGGUGAUAGAUGAUAGGUACCUCAAUUGUUCUGAGGGUUAAACACAUGUUUUUAGCCUGUCUUUGAAAUUAGAAGCAUGACUUGUAUACGAGCGGUACGUUCUGUAACAUUUUGAAAUGAAUCUUUUCAAAAUAUCAGUUACAAAAUGUGUAAUGACUAAUGAUUUGAAAAGGAAGCUUCAAAAAGAAACCAAGAAUCCAUUUAAACAUAGAGAACUUUUUAGGUUGGUUUCAAACAGUUCUCCUCUGAUAAUCUAACUUCUAAUUUUGAAGACAGCAUCAGCCACUGUUUAAAUAUGUCACAAAUUUUCCCAUGACUGGUGUUAUUUGCAAGGAAUAAACUUUUAAUUGUUGUAAAAUCUGAUAAUAAAAUGUAUCAUUAUCUGUUGUCAUUAAAUGAAAAGUGAUCUUUAUUUUAGUUUAACUAGUCUAUACAUCCAACCAGCAAGCACAGAUUUUCAAAUUUUUUACUCUCUUACACCAGGUUACGCAGUUACACCAGGUUACGCAGUAUUAAGUGAAUAAACUGAGUAGAUUAUUUGCUUGCAAAUGAUCACCGACAGUUUUACUUGUUUAACUAUAGUUAGGUUAAAGGUCAUAUAUUGACCUUACAAUGAGCUAAUUUACAGCUUUCACUUUGCUGGGCUGUGUUACUGCAAAACUUUGUUUUAUUAGAAAAUCAAUAAAAUGUAAUGGUCUAUAACCUAUACUUGCAGUUUACAUAUUGAUGAUUUGCUAAAAGACAUUGUGUCUGAAAUCGUUUGUCCUCCACCUCUGAUAAUUCAUGUGGGGAAGUUGGCAGUUACUUGUGGAGAACAGGUUUGUACUGGUACAGAAUCCAGGAACACGGGUUAGGUUAACUGACCGCCGUUAUAUGACUGAAAUACUGUUGAAAAACAGCGUUAAACCCAAAACAAAUAAAUAAAUGAAUUGAUUAAUUAUGGUUUUUUAUAGUGAGUUUGAGCAUCUGUCUGAAAAGAAUGGUUAUUCAUCAUUCUGUUGAAUUAUUUAGAUAGGGUUACCAUUAUAAUGGGGCCUCCAGGGCAAAGUGGUUAAAGUUGUUGUUCCUUCCCAACAGUAAGAUUGCCAUCUGGCUUUCAGAAGUAUGGUAUUUCUCCUCAAAUGAUGCAUGUGUCUGAAUUAAUCCAGGAAGAGAACCUGAAGGGUCUUUUUCCACCUUUACAAGCUGAAAAGUUGCCAUAUUGUGUGGUUAUACCUGAAAACAACAGGAAAAAAAGUUCAAACUAGUUACAGAGAUUACCUUAUUUAAUAUAGUUAUAGUUUUUUUGUGAAAACUGAGAGAAGUAAUAAUUUCACAAUAAUUUUGUAUUUAUUCCUUGCUAUAUAUCACCUUAUAAGGGUUUAAAUGUUAGAUUUUCACUGAUUAGAGUGUGUAAUUCAACGUAAAACUUAAUAACAAGUGUCAGUUAUUGUAAAACUAAUAUGGUAUCGGUUAUAUGUACAUGUUUGGUUUGAGCGAUUUAUAUGUAAAUAUUUUUGUGUGUGUACACUGCAUUGUAAUGUUUUUCUACACAAACUGCAGAAUACUGUUGAUUCUAUUUUGAUUUUUAGCUUGACUAUUCGAAGAAUAAGUAGAGAUAUCCUAAUCAAUGCGGCAGUGGUGUCAGACCUUGGGUAAGUUUUUCGACCCGUCCACAUUUUGACAAAACCUCUUGACAUACAGCUUUGAAACAUUCAACACCUGUGUACCAUCACCAUAUACAAUAGUAAGCAAGAAGGCAAGAGUACAUAACUCCAUCAAGUAUUUUGUCUGAAUUAUAGCCCCUUUUAGUUUGAAAUUUUUAUUAAGUUUUUCAAACCAGUUCAUUUUGUGUAAACCCGUUGGGGUCACUCCAUCAAAAGUCAAGGUCGCAGGAGUCUGAACAUGGAAAACUAUUUUCGAUCAACAACUUGAGAACCACUAGACCUAGAAUGUUGAAACUUCAUAGGAUGAUUGGACAUGCAGAGUAGAUGAUCCCUAUUGAUUUUGGGGGUCACUUGAUCAAAGAUCAAGGUCAAAGGGGCCAGAACAUGGAAAACCAUAAAUGCAUGUACGGGUACAUUGUCUUAUCUAUUUUCCUCCGUUUCUCUGAAAAUCUCUGGUUAUAUUUUGACCCAUACUUAAUGUACAUCAAUUCUUUAAAUAGUUGAGCACGUUGUCAACAGACAGCUCUUGUUAUUACUUCAGUCACUAGGUGACUACCAGGUGUUCUGGAUGAUUCUAUUUUGUUCUCAGUGUUCAAAGAAACCCUUUAGUUUCUUCAUGUAUUUGUGUACUCAUUAGUUCAAGUAAGCGAUAUUUUUCCAUACACCACCCUCUUGUUAUAUAUAAUUAUUAUAUGAUGUGUUUUGUUACAUUGCCAACAUAGACUUUAAUUUUUUUCUUUGGAUAUUAUGGGUUUUGUAACACUAUAAAAAGUCUGUUUAAUGUGUUUGUGAAUUGUAUAUUUGUUUACAUAUUGAUGAAGUAUUUUAUUUUUAUAUUUGUUUGUUAAUUUAAAAAACAGAAUAUAACUAUGUAAAUAAAAUGAUUUAAAAUUUUGUAUGCUCAUCUGAAAGAUGGGAUUUAUUAUGGGAAUGCCCUUGACAGGCGGGCAGGCAGAUUUGUGAGCAGGCUUGGGGAAAGUGGGGCAAAUGGGUGGGUGGCAUCCACAAACUUUGUCUGGAGCAUUUCUUCUUCAUGCAUAGAGGGAUUUUGAUGCAAGUUGGCACAAAUGUUCACCACCAUGAGAUGGAGUGUCUUGCACAAGAACCAGGUCCCUAGAUCACAGAGGUCAAAGGUGAAAUUCAAGAAUGACUGUCCGGAGCAUUUCUUCCUCUUGCACGGUGGGAUUUUGAUGUAACUUAGCACAGUAGUUCACCAUAGUGGACGUAUUUUGUGACUAUGGCACCCUGGUUUUAUUUAUCAUGUAAUUAAUUGUAUUGGUUUCUUUAAUAUGAUAAGUGAUACCUGAAACAUUAUAUACAGUGAAAAUCUGAGAUAUCGAAUUCACUUAUCUCAAAAUUCUGGCUUUCUUAAAGACAUUUUCAAACUUGUAACAAAAAUCUAAUAAAAAAAAAUAAUGCAGGAAAUAUCAUUUUAUGUGGAAUUUUGAUUAUCUCAAACAUUGAUACUUAACGGAACGAAUUGAAGAUACACUGCAUUGUUACUUAAUGAAUUGAAGAUACGCUACAGCUUAACUUGCGUAUUAAUUUUGUAUCAAGACCAUUCAUUUGAGAACUGAUAUGUGGUUGUUACCUGCAUAUGGACAUUACACACAUGUAAAAAUACACUGCAGUUGUUAAUAUCAGAAGGGAAGAAGUUUGUCUCUGUAGCCAGGUUUUUGUUAACGUGGUCUGUCGCAAAAGCUAGAAGAGAUAUUUUUAUAGCUGUUUCCAUAUUUUGUUAAGUUUUUGAAAUGUUUUCUUUUUUCCUGUACUGUACAUUGGGUAAUUUUUGGGGGUGCUUUAUUUAGUUAGUUCAUCGUAAGCAGCCUUAUUUCACGGUGUUAAUAAUUCAUGAAAUUGAGCUUUGUGUUUUAGGUUAUGAUGAAGAGCAAUAGUCACAAAUAUAUAAAGUUUGUUGUGGCGUUACUUGCAAAUAGUGGUAAAAGUAAAACAAUGUUGAAUACAACCCUAUAUACAGUUGUCUAAAUUUUUAUAGCAAACAUAUUCCCAAGGUAUGUCAAGUGUUUUGUGUUGUGCUUUCAGUGUAAAUCAGGUCCUGAAGAAUUUCUGUGACAAACAGUGAAGAUUUUGAUAAUUCUGUAUAUCUGUAAAACCAUGUAUUUGUUACGUUUUUACCUCUGUUUUUUUAUAAUAAUGAAGUUUGAAUAUUGAUGCAUUUGUAAGACAUAAAUUACAUUGGAGAAUCAUUCUAGUGCAUGUAAAAAAUCUGAAAAGUCUUUGUAUUGACUAUUUUGAUUUUUUUUUUACUCAGCAAAGACCCUUAGAAUAUAGGGGACAUAUUUGUUUUACAAAGAGUCAUAAUAACCACUUUAAACAGCCUGCAGCUAAAUUGUUCCAUGUGGUUCAUGGACAACUUCUGUAUGAGAGACAUCGCAACCAAUGUCUUACCCUUACAUGAUCAUGAGAUGCAACAAAUAGGGUCUGAAAAUGUGCUUUUUACUGUAUCUCUGUGAUUCCAGCAGGUUUUAAGGUUUUAAUUCCAUACUUUGUAUUUUUAACCUUCAGCCAGCUGGCGGCAAGUGAUUAUGCCUUUGCGACCAGUGCAGACCAAGAUCAGCCUGCACAUCUGUGCAGGCUGAUCAUAGUCUGCAAUGUUCGCUAUUCAGUCAAUAAAUUUUCAGUGAAUACCCGUUCAGAAAUAAAUGAUAUUGCCAAAAUUGAAUGAUGGACCAGUCCAUUUUAGAAAUUUAGCAGGGUAAAGGUUAAUACAGUUUGGUGCAGUAAAACCGAAAUCUAAUAUCUUUCGUGUACCUGAAUCACUGUCAGUUGGAAUAUAUGUAUUGAAUAAUGAUAUUUAUCUAAACUACGUCAACUAUUGUAUAUUAUGUAUUAGUGUAGAUUGUUUUAAUGUUACAUUGACAUUCUAGUCUAUUACAUAUUUUCAAUAAAAGUAUUGUUCAGAACCUUA
Messenger RNA from Mercenaria mercenaria, 8917 nucleotides. RefSeq lists its product as uncharacterized. Lineage: Eukaryota; Metazoa; Mollusca; Bivalvia; Venerida; Veneridae. Bases 119 to 3295 code for a protein of 1058 amino acids. The transcript is spliced from 6 exons. Gene Ontology annotation, cellular component: nucleus; cytoplasmic ribonucleoprotein granule. The record is from RefSeq and is a predicted model, not a curated record. Gene Ontology annotation, molecular function: metal ion binding; mRNA binding; RNA endonuclease activity.